Messenger RNA from Beta vulgaris subsp. vulgaris (sugar beet), 1915 nucleotides. RefSeq lists its product as uncharacterized. Bases 322 to 1326 code for a protein of 334 amino acids. The transcript is spliced from 5 exons. The record is from RefSeq and is a predicted model, not a curated record. NCBI's taxonomy places the organism in Eukaryota, Viridiplantae, Streptophyta, Magnoliopsida, Caryophyllales, Amaranthaceae.
UUUCCCAUUCCUUUUCGAGGGAAAGGAUAGAGGAAAAAGAAAGAACAAACAAGAAAAAGAACAAAAGAAAAGAAACAUAGAAAUGAAGAAGUCUAUAACCCUAACUCUCCAAAUUCCAAUCCUUAGAAUUUGCUAGGGAAUUUCCAUCUCUCUCUACCGAUUGCAGAUUAUAUUCCAGUUUUGUUUUCAAUCUAAAAGUUCGAUUUCAAGCAUCAAUUACAGGUACUUGUCGAGGAGAGAAAUUGAAGGAAUUUUUCGACUAUGCCAAAAAGUUGAAGGUCUUUUUGCUUUUCAGUCUAUUCUUUAAUUUGUGCUACAAAAAUGAAAUCAAGAUCCAGCAGUGAUGCUAGGGCUCAGAGGCUGAGGAGUACUCAAGGAGAAGGAUCAAAUUGGGUGCUUAUUGUAGGUGGUGCUUUGCUAAGUACUUUAUCUAUUCGUCUUGGCUUCAAAUUGAAACAAGCACUUGAUUCUAAACAGCAAGAAAAUGCUAUCUUGAAAGGUAGUGAAAGAUCUGUUGGACGGAGGCUGGGAAAUUGUCGUUCAAAUUCAAGUUUACAUUCCUAUGGAUUGGAUGAGAAUAGCUGCUUUAAUUGUGCUUCAGGAGAACGUGUAAUGGAGGUUAAAAACCCUCCAAAUGGCCAAAUGUUGACAGAACCUGAGGUGUCACUCCCUUUAGUGACUGUUCCUGCACCUGAAUAUGGCAUGGUUUGGGUAUCAUCUCCAGAGCGUGGUGAGCCACCUUCAAAACCGUUUCACCAGUCAAGUAAUUCUGAUUCGCCAUGUGUCUCUGAAUCUGGCUCUGACAUCUUUAGCAAGCGAGAUGUUAUACAGAAACUCAGGUAUCAGUUGAAGCGAAGGGAUGACAUGGUAUUAGAGAUGCAGGAUCGGAUUUCUGAACUACAGAAUGCACUAAAUGUGCAGAUGUCUCAUUCCAACAACUUACAGUCACAGCUCGAUUCUGCAAACAAGGAACUCUUUGAUUCUGAGAGAGAGAUCCAAAGACUGAGGAAAGCUAUUGCAGAUCAUUGCUUGGCUUAUGGAGACUCCAACGAGAAGCUGUCUGCCAUUACAUCACCAUCGGAGCAUAUAAAUGGUCAUGUCAAUGGUUUUUUUAAUGGAGAUGGCAAAUUUGGUUUGCACGAGAAAAGUGUAGUGGGAGAUGAGGAAAGAAUUGAAAUGCUCAAAAAAGAAAUUACAGGGCUGAAAGAAAUAAUUGAAGGAAAAGAAUAUCUACUGGAAGGCUUCAAGGAGCAGAAGGUUGAACUCUCUACUAAGAUAAAGGAACUGCAGCAGAGAUUAGAUUCUCAGCUUCCACAUAUUUUAUAGGUAUGGAAGCGUUACAACAUGCACACCCACUAUGUUACAACCAGGAGAUUCUGGUGACCCACAUUUUCAGUGCGCUAAUGUGGGAGGAUCGAUGAUGGUUGAGCAAACAUGUAAGAAGUGGAGGUUGUGGCGGAGACUCAAGGCAUAUGGUGGUGUUGUGUGGCCUAAUGAGCGUGGGAAAACAAAGACUUGGAUUUUGAAUGACAUACUAUACAACAAUGGGAGGGACCUCCAUGCAUGGUUGAACAAAGACAUAGUUGUCUACUUUGAUGGGUUCCUCCUAUUCUUCAAGAAGGAUUAAAGCUGAAGAUUAUUGGGUUUUUGGGGUAGUUUUUUGGUGGAUAAGUUAAUGGUGGUUCAUGUAAGAAAGCUCUAUCAUAGUUGUAUUUAGUUUAUGGGUGUUAUGGGAGAAUGUGACAGCCACUGGUUUUGUUUAGGGUGGUUGUCAUUGCUAAGACAUUAUUAUUUUUGUUGAUGUCAGUGUAGGCUUCAAAAAAAUUUAGUAUGUUGGUUAUGUAAUUGGUUAGAGCCUGCCACUUUUGUUUGAAUGAAUUAUAUUGUUAUAUAUGAAAGUAGUUAAAUAUUUUAA